AUGGAUAAUGUGGGUACUCUACAACCCCUUUUGGAAAACGUGGUACCACAGAAAACUCCCAAAACCCCAGCACAAAAAACCAUGAGAAAGGCAUUCAAAGGCACAGCACAGUUGUCCAAGCUUCUUCCAACAGGAACAGCGCUAAUAUUCCAAACCUUAUCACCAAUUUUCACACACCAAGGUCAAUGCCAAACCAUAACAAACAAAACCAUGACCAUAGUCCUCGUAACCCUUUGCAGCAUCUCAUGUUUUCUUCUGUCCUUCACUGACAGCUUCAGGGAUGAGAGGGGGAAGGUGAGAUAUGGGGUGGCCUCAUUGAAUGGGAUGUGGGUUAUGGAUGCAUCGGCGAGGCUUCCUGCAGAUGAGGCAGAAAAGUAUAGGCUCAGGUCCAUUGAUUUCUUCCAUGCCUUCAUGUCAAUAUUCGUUUUCUUGGCAAUUGCACUCUUUGAUGGAAGUGUUGUGAGUUGUUUUGUUCAAAUGCCUUCUGAGGAAACCAAGGAGCUUCUUAUGACUUUGCCUAUUGGGAUUGGCACUUUGUGUAGCCUUCUUUUUGUUGCAUUCCCUAGCCAAAGACAUGGAAUUGGCUUCCCUCUCUCUCGUGAUUAG
Molecule: messenger RNA, 606 nt
Organism: Sphenostylis stenocarpa
Lineage: Eukaryota; Viridiplantae; Streptophyta; Magnoliopsida; Fabales; Fabaceae
Source: the annotation of a GenBank genome assembly